AUGUCCGAACAACCUUCGGUCGAUGCCACUCCAUUCAUUUCAUUCACACCGAUGAUUCCAGGUUGUGAUAUCGCUUCUCUAUUGAAAGUGCGUAGCAGUUCAAUGUUACCAUCUAACACUACCACCUUAAUAAUAUUUUUAAUUAAUGGUGAUUAA
This is a messenger RNA of Heterostelium album PN500, 156 nucleotides long. RefSeq lists its product as uncharacterized. NCBI's taxonomy places the organism in Eukaryota, Evosea, Eumycetozoa, Acytosteliales, Acytosteliaceae. The transcript has 2 exons. The record is from RefSeq and is a predicted model, not a curated record. The coding region runs from base 1 to 156 and encodes 51 amino acids.